GGAGGAGUUAACUUGGCAGAGGUUUCUCCGUUUCUGUGAGGUGGCUUUGAUCCAUAAUCUGAGGAUGGCAUUUUUCUCCAGGGACUGUGACAUUGCAGUGGUGCUGUGCUGGUAGUUUUGCAGGCUGGCUGCUGUAGCUGCUGGGCAGACGGCUGGGCUAAUUCACUCUGACUAACAGGAAGUUACACGACAGCAGAACAGGCAGCUUAAGAAAAUCUGACUCCCUCGCUUUGAGAGGCAAAACAAAGUAGACAGUUUAAAGAAGAGGUUUAUGCGACGACAAGUCUCACCAAAUGUUCAGUAGGCAUGCAGCUGGUAGCCUGUUUAGCAGUGCUGGUGUUCUGGGUGGCAGAAGCUGUAGAGAGCUGUCCUGAUGUCUGUAAAUGCACCAAGAAAACCAGCGCUGAAAGGUCAGAGGUCAACUGCCACAAGAAGGGGAUGAGGACAUUUCCCUCCAACCUGCCCCCUGAUUCCUGGAUCCUAAAGAUGGGUGAGAAUGGAAUAGUCGACCUCCCAGCAAACGUCCUGAAACCCAUCCCCAAGAUCGAAAGCAUCAACUUGGAACGCAAUGCCAUCAAAUCAAUACACCCCCAGGCCUUCUCUGGAGCCCAGAGGCUGAUGCUGCUCAACCUGUAUGGGAAUCAGAUCAACAAACUCCCUAUGAAAGGCUUCCAGGAUCUCAUCAACCUCCGCUUCCUCAUGCUGGGCCAGAACCAGAUCUCCAGUGUCAAACCAGACAUGUUCACAGGCAUGAGGAACCUUUCAGACCUGGACCUGCCCCUCAACUCUCUAAUUGCCCUUCCUUCCAACGCCUUCAAGCCUCUGAUCGCCCUAAAGGUCCUGGACCUGGCCCUCAACCGCAUCGAGAGGAUCUCCCCCAAAGGCUUUCUGGGCUUGACAGAGCUGCUGUUCCUCAACCUGGACAACAACAGUCUGAAGAGCAUCUCGGCUGGUGCUUUCAAGCCUCUGGCCUCCCUGGAGAUGCUGGUGCUGGAUAACAACCUGCUGUCCACUUUGACCUCAGCCACUCUGGAGGGCCUGUCCAACCUUCAGGAGCUCUACCUGAGGAACAACGAGCUGGAGAGGCUGCCCCAGGACCUGUUUAGACAUACACCCAAGCUCUCCCAGCUGGCCCUCAGUGGAAACCGUUUCAAAAACAUGGAUGGAAACAUUUUCACCCAGCUGUCUGGCCUGAGGGAGGUGUAUCUCCAUGACAACCCCUGGACAUGUGACUGCAACAUCAAUGGCCUGGUGCGCUGGGUGUCCCAGACAAAGGCCAACCUUUCCCCUCUGGAGUCCCUGAGGUGUGUUGCCCCGACAGAGUACCGCAACAAAUCCCUCAGCAGCCUCAAAGACCAGAACCUACGCUGUCGGGCCUAGACUAGAGCCAAACCAACCUUUACUCUGUGCUAUCAGACCUAGACUAAAGCCACACAAUCUUUCCUCCACACCAGCAUCCUGCAUCAGCCACGUUACAUUUUUACAUUUUACAUAUUUUGCAGAUACUCUAAUCCAGAGCGAUUUACAGUAGUGAGUGCAUUUGCAUACGUUCCUGCUACAGAGUAACCUGUUAUACAACACUUAAUACUUAGCUAUGGUCCAACGACAGCACAGUUACCCAUUAUUUUGCAACCCUAGCCUAGGUCCAGCCACAGAAUGACAUGCCAUUGUGCAACAUCUAGGCAGCCAUGGCCCGAUAACUGACAACUGUACAAUUAGCUUUUACUGUACAACCAUAAGCGAAAGUUAGUAUAAACUCCUCAAUAAAUGUCCUGUUUAUUUUCAGCAAACGUAACGUGUAAAUAUUUGUAUGAACAUAACAAGAUUUAACAACUGAAACAUAAACUGAACAAGUUCCACAGACAUGU
Messenger RNA from Oncorhynchus tshawytscha (Chinook salmon), 1868 nucleotides. Its product is annotated as leucine-rich repeat-containing protein 15. Gene Ontology annotation, molecular function: protein binding. Lineage: Eukaryota; Metazoa; Chordata; Actinopteri; Salmoniformes; Salmonidae. Gene Ontology annotation, biological process: positive regulation of synapse assembly; axonogenesis; regulation of presynapse assembly. Gene Ontology annotation, cellular component: plasma membrane. The transcript is spliced from 4 exons. The record is from RefSeq and is a predicted model, not a curated record. The coding region runs from base 307 to 1380 and encodes 357 amino acids.